Messenger RNA from Radiomyces spectabilis, 1937 nucleotides. RefSeq lists its product as uncharacterized. The record is from RefSeq and is a predicted model, not a curated record. Gene Ontology annotation, cellular component: cytoplasm. The transcript has 6 exons. NCBI's taxonomy places the organism in Eukaryota, Fungi, Mucoromycota, Mucoromycetes, Mucorales, Radiomycetaceae. Gene Ontology annotation, molecular function: ubiquitin protein ligase activity. The coding region runs from base 39 to 1715 and encodes 558 amino acids. Gene Ontology annotation, biological process: ubiquitin-dependent protein catabolic process.
UUUUUCUUGGGUGUCUGUGAGUGUGUGUCUGAUACAGCAUGUACUAUCCCAUAUUAUUGUAUCUGCUUUGUAUUACUGCUGUGAGUGCUAGUCUAUUUUCCAGCAGUAGUCCGUAUAUUUCAGCAGAUUCUGUUAUCCUUAGUUCUGAUACUCCCGCAAUCAAAGUCAAUGACUCGGUUCCAGCACACAAAUACGAAAAAGACAUUAUUCCUUCCGAAAACUUGACGCAACCAGACUCGCACGGUGUUUCUGGCAUUUUGUACGAUCGAGGUUACUCUUGCCAACUCGAUGCCCCGCGAGUGGCUCCACCAGAAUUACUCAAACUACAACCCAAGAUCGCUCUUGUAAAGCGUGGUCAAUGCUCGUUCGAGGAAAAAGUGCUGUAUUCAUAUCAAGACGGAGCAGUUGGAGUGAUAAUUUAUAAUAAUGUCACAUUUAAAGAGGAUUCCAGUUCUCGACGGAUGGCCAUCCCCAAAUCAAAUAUGAAUAUUACCGCUUAUUACGUUGGUCGUGAUACAGGCGAAGAGUUACUGAGAAAAUUACAAGUGGAGCCACCCAAAGUGUCUUCAAAUAAUGUAUCGGAACAAACCGUCGUGCAGGUCACGCUUUACCCUGAAAUAGGCGCUCUUUCUAAUACUUGGGAGUUUGUACUGAUUAUUGUGGUGGGCUUACUGGGUGUAAGCUUCCUCAUUUCAGUGGGAAUGCAUUGGCACCUUUGGCGAGUCCGUCGCCGACAACGGGCGCUUUUCGAAGCCGGGCUUUUAGCCACGCCCAUGACGCCCUACCCUGCCCAAGCCGAAAAGAAAGUCAUUGAUCCUUCCGCUCUUUCCAUUUUUCCUAUUCGCACCAUUGGCGAACCCUCUAUUGACGCCGCCGUGGAUGCCGCAGCGGUGGGUGCUGCGGCGGGAAGUGAACGACGAUCCUUGGACUCUCAUUCUACACCGGCUUCCCACCCCACGGCGGUGAAGAUCGCUCCCGCCAUAGAUAACAAUACAAUGGUGGAUGCGAAUCCUGCUGAAGCGUCCACCCGUCAUGAAGACAGCACACGCAGUGAAAAUCCAGAGGCCGCUGUCAGGGACUUGAUCACCGACGCUUCGUGUAACGAGGUCACUUGCGUUUUCUGCUUGGAUGAAUUUGCUUGCGGAGAUAAAGUACGCAAACUCCCAUGUGGACACGAGUAUCAUGUUGAAUGCAUUGAUCCUUGGUUGACCCUCAAGUCGGCUUCCUGUCCACUGUGUAAAUACGAUUGCUCCGUUGACGCUCCCAAGGAACAAACGUCAUCCGAGACUGCGACCGCCGCUUAUCCCAUGUCGCCACCGGAAGCUGCAUACGUGCCGCGUUCAUUUUUCGAUAUAUCCUUGUUUCGUACCAUGGGACGAUCUCACACGCCAUUAAGUACGACGUCUUCGUUUGGGCCGAGUAUUCCUGCGGAUCAAGCCGAAGCAUUCAGCCGUUCAUGGAUGGCUCGAAGUUUACCUCGAAAUAUGCGACGGCAAUUAAACGAAGCGGCCGCCGCCGCUGCUGCUCAUGAAGAUAAUACUGUGAUUGAGUUACCGGCUCGUAUGCUUGGUGACGUGACUCCAUCUCCUGGUCCCUCCUCCGAAGAGGGUCAUCCUCAAUCGACGAUUGCGGUCUCUCCAGUUACUCAUCAAAACACAUCCACCACCCGGAGUUUCAUGAGUUCAUUGCCACGCUCUUGGAGCCGACAUCGAUGAUUCAUUGAACGGUAUCAUAUACCAGCUUGAAAGAACCUUGAUUCUCCUUUAUCACCUUCAUUUUUCUUCUAUCACACCCGCUCUCGAAUUUGUAAUUGUAGUCCUUCGUUUUCUUUAUUGUACAAUACGUUAUAUUAUCCAUCCUCGCACUCCUUGUAUCACCAUUUCCUUGGCAAAAUAUUCCCCAUGUUUUCGUGGAAGAAUAAAGUUAAAUAAAAUGCC